Molecule: messenger RNA, 4351 nt
Organism: Arvicanthis niloticus (Nile rat)
Lineage: Eukaryota; Metazoa; Chordata; Mammalia; Rodentia; Muridae
Source: RefSeq, a predicted model, not a curated record
AAUGACUGCUUCUUGCGUUCACCACCUGCGUGGUAAUGUGACCAGAUAGUCUCGCUUUCUCUUUUACUACGGAGUUUAUCGUGACCCUCAGGUAAUGAGGAAAAGAAAAUGGCGGCGGAAAAGGCUAGAGGCGAGGGUGAAGAGGGGUCCUUCAGUCUCACAGUCGAAGAGAAGAAGGCGCUUUGUGGAGUAGAUAGCAGCUUUUUCGGAUUCUUGAACCGAUGCAAAGAUGGCGCCAAGAUGAAGACGCUGUUGAACAAGGCAAUUCACUGUUAUGAAUCUUUAAUAGUAAAAGCUGAAGGAAAAGUGGAAUCGGAUUUCUUUUGUCAAUUAGGUCAUUUCAAUCUCUUACUGGAAGAUUAUUCAAAAGCAUUGUCAUCUUACCAGAGAUACUAUAGUUUACAGACUGACUACUGGAAGAAUGCUGCCUUUUUAUAUGGUCUUGGUUUGGUCUACUUCUACUACAAUGCAUUUCAAUGGGCAAUUAGAGCAUUUCAAGAAGUUCUUUAUGUUGACCCUAAUUUUUGCAGAGCCAAAGAAAUUCAUUUACGACUUGGUUUUAUGUUCAAAGUGAAUACAGAUUAUGAGUCUAGUUUAAAGCAUUUUCAGCUGGCUCUGAUUGACUGUAAUGUCUGUACCUUGUCCAGUGUUGAAAUUCAGUUUCAUAUUGCUCACUUAUAUGAAACCCAGAGGAAAUACCAUUCUGCAAAAGCAGCCUAUGAACAACUUUUACAAACUGAAAGCCUUCCAUCACAAGUCAAAGCAACUGUAUUACAACAGUUAGGUUGGAUGCACCAUAAUAUGGAUCUAGUAGGAGACAAGACCACCAAAGAAAGAUACGCUAUUCAGUAUCUCCAAAAGUCAUUGGAGGAAGAUCCUAAUUCUGGCCAAUCUUGGUAUUUCCUUGGAAGGUGUUACUCUUGUAUUGGGAAGGUUCAGGAUGCCUUUGUAUCUUAUAGGCAAUCCAUUGAUAAAUCAGAAGCAAGUGCAGAUACAUGGUGUUCAAUAGGUGUGCUCUAUCAACAGCAAAAUCAACCUAUGGAUGCUUUGCAAGCUUAUAUAUGUGCUGUACAGUUGGAUCAUGGACAUGCAGCAGCUUGGAUGGACUUAGGUAUUCUUUAUGAAUCUUGCAACCAACCCCAGGAUGCCAUUAAAUGCUACUUAAAUGCAACUCGGAGCAAAAGCUGUAAUAACACCUCUGCACUUACAUCAAGAAUUAAGUUUUUACAGAAUGUUUCUGAUAAUCGGAAUAGAGUCCAGACAGCAUCACAUCAUCCAGUACAGCAGAAACUUUAUACACAGUGCUUCACAACACAGAAAUUACAGGGUCUUGGUAAAGAUCAACAACCUCCAUUUCAAACUGGAUCCACACAAUCUCUCCAAGCAGCUAGCACUGAUAAUCAGAAUCAGAAUGGAAAUCAUACUCUGCCUCAAAAUUCAAAGGGAGAUGCUCAAAACGAUUUCUUACAUAUUCCUACCUCUGAAGAACAAAAGAUCAUUAACUGUACCAAAGAGAGCAAGGAUUCAAGAAGUAAAUCCUUGAGUUCUAAAACGAGUAGGCAAGAUAGAGACACAUCUAAUAUCUGUGUUAAUGCAAAGGAACAUUCUAAUCAUAUUCAUCAGAUCUCAUCAAUUCCUGUUUCCAGCCUUAAUGAAGAUUCUAUGUCACCAAAUUUAAUAAUUGUAGACAAUCCUCAGAUUUCUGUCUUGGUUGGAGAAGUUAUUGACAAUGUGGACCGUGACACUGGAACUUGUGACAAAGUAAAUAAUGUUCAUCUAGCCAUUCAUAAAAAGCCUGAUAAUCUUACUACUUCUUUACCCUCUUCAGCCAGUUCCACAGAAACACUUUCUCUAAAGCUUACUGAGCAGACACCCAUUGUUACCAGCUUCAUCAGUCCUCACAGUGGAGUACACACAAUUAAUGGAGAAGGGCACGAGAACUCAGAGAGUUCUGUCAGUGUUAAUGUUGGCCUCAGACCUAGACCUCAAAUUAUACCAUCAAUGUCUGUGUCCAUAUACUCCAGUUCAACAGAAGUUCUGAAAGCAUGCAGGAAUCUAGGUAAAAAUGGUCUGUCUAAUGGUCAUAUUCUCUUGGAUAUAUGCCCACCUCCAAGACCACCAACUUCACCAUACCCUCCCCUACCAAAGGAGAAGUUGAAUCCACCCACUCCUAGUAUUUAUCUGGAAAAUAAGCGUGAUGCCUUUUUCCCUCCAUUACAUCAAUUUUGCAUCAAUCCAAAAAACCCUGUUACGGUAAUACGCGGCCUUGCUGGAGCUCUUAAAUUAGAUCUUGGACUUUUCUCUACCAAAACUUUGGUAGAAGCUAACAAUGAGCACAUUGUUGAAGUGAGGACCCAAUUGUUGCAACCAGCAGAUGAAAACUGGGAUCCCUCUGGAACAAAGAAAAUUUGGCGAUAUGAAAAUAAAAGUUCUCAUACUACAAUUGCUAAAUAUGCACAGUACCAGGCCUGCUCUUUCCAGGAAUCAUUGAGAGAAGAAAAUGAGAGAAGAACACAAGUUAAAGACUAUUCAGAUAAUGAAUCAACAUGUGCAGAUAUUUCUGGAAGGAGACAGAAAGCACCUUUUAAAACCAUAAAGUGUGGAAUUAACAUUGAUCUGUCUGAUAACAAAAAAUGGAAGUUGCAGUUACAUGAGCUGACUAAGCUUCCUGCUUUUGUCCGUGUUGUAUCAGCAGGGAAUCUUCUUAGUCAUGUUGGCUAUACUAUACUGGGGAUGAAUUCAGUUCAACUAUGUAUGAAAGUUCCAGGGAGUAGAAUACCAGGUCACCAAGAAAAUAACAACUUCUGUUCUGUUAACAUAAAUAUUGGUCCAGGUGAUUGUGAAUGGUUUGUUGUACCUGAAGAUUACUGGGGUGUUCUGAAUGACUUCUGUGAAAAAAAUAAUUUGAAUUUCCUGAUGAGUUCUUGGUGGCCGAACCUUGAAGAUCUUUAUGAAGCAAAUGUUCCUGUUUAUAGGUUUAUUCAGCGACCUGGAGAUUUGGUCUGGAUAAAUGCUGGCACUGUUCACUGGGUGCAGGCUAUUGGGUGGUGUAACAACAUCACCUGGAAUGUUGGUCCACUCACAGCCUUUCAAUAUAAAUUGGCAGUUGAACGAUAUGAAUGGAACAAAUUGCAAAGUAUCAAGUCAGUAGUACCCAUGGUUCAUCUUUCUUGGAAUAUGGCACGAAAUAUCAAAGUCUCAGACCCAAAGCUUUUUGAAAUGAUUAAAUACUGUCUCCUCAAGAUUCUAAAGCAGUGUCAGGCUUUGAGAGAAGCUCUUGUUGCCGCAGGGAAAGAGGUUUUGUGGCAUGGGAGGAUAAAGGAUGAACCAGCUCCUUACUGUAGCAUCUGUGAGGUGGAAGUUUUUAAUUUGCUUUUUGUCACUAACGAAAGCAAUUCUCAAAAGACAUAUAUAGUACAUUGUCAGAACUGUGCACGAAAAUCAAGUGGAAAUUUGGAAAAUUUUGUGGUGCUAGAACAGUACAAAAUGGAGGACCUGAUUCAAGUCUAUGACCAAUUUACAUUAGCUCCUUCGUUAUCUUCUGCAUCUUAAUAUUGUUCCAGAAAUACUGAGGCCGUUGUUCUUCAUGAAAUAUACUACUUAUUUUAUUGUUAUUUCUUAAGACUGCUAUCUCAAAGCUAAGUCUAUGCAACCUUUUAAGUGUAGGAAAUCAGGAGACUAAACAGAGAGCAUUACUUCUAUUCUAAGAUUUACAAGGUUGACCCAGAUGUAUUUCAUAAUUAAAAAUUAAUAGUAGUAGUCACAUGAUUUGUAUAUGUCUGCCAGAAAUACCAUUCUACACAGACUAAUGGCUUGAAAACAACCCUUUUUAUGUGUAUGUAUUUCUGGGCUGACAGAUUUCUUUAUGCUCAUAAGUUACCCCAAAUUUUUUCUUCAGAAUCAAAUAACAUCUUACUUGGCUACUUCUUUUUAAGACAACUAACAAAUUGGAAAAAAAAAUUUUACCAAUUUUUUUCGAAAGUCAAAAUAAUAUGAAAAAGGCUUGUAUUGCUCUGUCGCUGUUGUUUUGAAGUCUUGAUUUCAUGUGAUUAUGAAAUAAAAAUAUUAACAGACAAGGUAAAAAGACUAUAGGUUGCAUAUAAAUAAUUUCAAAUUUCAAACUAUUUAUAAAUAUACAUGUAUAUAUGUGUAUAUUGCUUGAAAAUACUUGUGAUGAAUGUUGUUAUUUUUCUAGAUUCACUUGCCAUUAAAUACUAAGGAGUUGUGUAAUUUUAAAUGCCAAAAUUAAAUUUUGUAUGUGUAAAUAAAGCUACUUAGCAUUGUACAUAAACUUUUAUUAAAAUUGUUUAGUGUUUAAAGAUUAAAAUUUAAAGUUUGAGUUGUGAAGACU